ACACAACAAGCUUUUAUAUUCUUCUUCUUUUCUCUCUCUUUAUCCUCAGCCCAAAAACAUGAACACUCUUACCUCAAACUCUUCGGAUCUUACUUCCACUACUAGGCAAACAUGGUCGUUCAGCAACAUGUAUCUCCUCACGACUCUUCAAGCCUUUGUGGCUAUAACCUUAGUGAUGCUUCUCAAGAAAAUGAUCACUAAUCCUAAUAAAAAGAAAUUGUAUCUCCCACCUGGACCUACCGGAUGGCCCAUCAUCGGAAUGAUUCCAGCAAUGCUAAAGAGCCGUCCAGUUUUCCGGUGGCUCCACAGCAUCAUGAAGCAGCUAAACACUGAGAUAGCAUGCGUGAGGCUAGGAAACACUAACGUGAUCACCGUCACAUGCCCUAAGAUAGCACGUGAGAUACUCAAGCAACAAGACGCUCUCUUCGCCUCAAGACCUAUGACUUACGCGCAAAACGUCCUCUCUAACGGAUACAAAACCUGCGUGAUCACUCCGUUCGGGGAACAAUUCAAGAAAAUGAGGAAAGUCGUGAUGACGGAACUCGUUUGUCCGGCGAGACACAGGUGGCUUCAUCAGAAGAGAGCGGAAGAAAACGACCAUUUAACCGCAUGGGUAUACAACAUGGUUAAGAACUCGGGCUCAGUCGAUUUCCGGUUUGUGACAAGGCAUUACUGCGGAAAUGCUAUCAAGAAACUUAUGUUCGGGACAAGAACGUUCUCUGAAAACACUGCAGCGGACGGUGGGCCAACCGCCGAGGAUAUCGAUCAUAUGGAAGCUAUGUUUGAAGCAUUAGGCUUUACGUUUGCUUUUUGUAUAUCUGAUUAUCUACCUAUGCUCACGGGACUUGAUCUUAACGGUCACGAGAAGAUCAUGAGAGAUUCAAGUGCUAUUAUGGACAAGUAUCACGAUCCUAUCAUUGAUGGAAGGAUCAAAAUGUGGAAAGAAGGAAAGAGAACUCAAAUCGAGGAUUUUCUAGAUAUUUUCAUUUCGAUCAAAGAUGAAGAAGGCAACCCAUUGCUUACCGCUGAUGAAAUCAAACCCACUAUUAAGGAGCUUGUAAUGGCGGCGCCAGACAAUCCAUCAAACGCCGUAGAAUGGGCCAUGGCGGAGAUGGUAAACAAACCUGAGAUACUCCGUAAGGCAAUGGAAGAAAUAGACAGAGUGGUCGGAAAAGAAAGACUUGUCCAAGAAUCCGACAUCCCAAAACUAAACUACGUCAAAGCUAUUCUCCGUGAAGCUUUCCGUCUCCAUCCUGUCGCCGCCUUUAACCUCCCACACGUGGCACUUUCCGACACAACCGUCGCCGGAUAUCACAUCCCUAAAGGAAGUCAAGUACUUCUCAGUCGAUAUGGGCUGGGCCGUAACCCAAAAGUUUGGGCCGACCCACUUAGCUUUAAACCGGAGAGACAUCUCAAUGAAUGCUCAGAAGUUACUUUGACGGAGAACGAUCUCCGUUUUAUCUCGUUUAGCACCGGGAAAAGAGGUUGUGCUGCUCCGGCUUUAGGUACAGCGUUGACUACGAUGAUGCUCGCAAGACUUCUUCAAGGUUUCACUUGGAAGCUACCGGAGAAUGAAACACGUGUUGAGCUGAUGGAGUCUAGUCAUGAUAUGUUUUUGGCUAAACCGUUGGUUAUGGUAGGUGAGUUGAGAUUGCCGGAGCAUCUUUACCCGACGGUGAAGUAGAAACCACGGCGUAUAUAUUUUUAUAUAGCUUCAUGUACUUAUAUAACCACUAAGUUUGGUCAAUAUCUCCGGUUACCAGAAGAUAAUCGGUUAAUUUGUGAACAAACUUUUGUUUGGUUUUGGUUCCUUUGGAGACAAUACUUGAAUUGUGUCUCCUUACCUUUUUUUUAAUUU
Molecule: messenger RNA, 1858 nt
Organism: Brassica oleracea var. oleracea
Lineage: Eukaryota; Viridiplantae; Streptophyta; Magnoliopsida; Brassicales; Brassicaceae
Product: cytochrome P450 79B1
Exons: 2
Coding region: 59-1684 (541 amino acids)
Molecular function (GO): monooxygenase activity; heme binding; iron ion binding
Source: RefSeq, a predicted model, not a curated record